GGAGCAGAGUUAGCGGCUGGUCACGUCGUCGACCGAUGGAAAGCCUGCUCUGUCGUCGUCUGUCCCUUAAAAAAAGGUACUCGCUCCUGCUGUGUUUGGCUAUCGGAGCGGUGCUUGCUUAUCAGCUGACAAGGAGUCGUCCAGUAGGAAGAAGAAUGAGCCGCGUGGAGGGUCUGAGGGCCAACUCGUCUCAGUUCACUCUGGAGAGAAAACCCUUCCGCAUCCUGGGGGGCUCCAUCCAUUACUUCCGAGUCCCCAGAGCCUACUGGGAGGACCGUCUGCUGAAGAUGAAGGCCUGUGGCCUCAAUACUCUCACGACGUAUGUGCCGUGGAACUUGCAUGAGCCUGAGCGAGGGGUGUUCAACUUUGAGGACGAGCUGGAUUUAGAAGCCUACCUCCGCCUUGCAGCCAGCCUGGGCCUCUGGGUGAUUCUCCGUCCUGGGCCGUACAUCUGUUCCGAGUGGGAUUUAGGAGGACUUCCCAGUUGGCUGCUACGGGAUUCAAACAUGAAACUGAGGACAACCUACCCGGGGUUCACUGAAGCGGUCAACUCCUUCUUUAAUCAGCUCAUUAAGAAAGUUGUUCCACAUCAGUACUCCAAGGGGGGCCCAAUUAUCGCAGUUCAAGUGGAGAAUGAAUAUGGCGCAUAUGCCCAAGAUGAAGAGUACAUGGCUUUCGUCAAGGAGGCAUUAUUAUCAAGGGGCGUCACAGAGCUGCUGCUGACCUCAGACAACAAGGACGGACUAAAGCUUGGAGGAGUGAAAGGAGCGCUAGAAACCGUCAAUUUCCAGAGACUGAACCAGGAUGACAUUAAGUAUCUGGAUGGAGUACAACCGCAGAAGCCUAAGAUGGUGAUGGAGUACUGGACUGGCUGGUUCGAUCUUUGGGGGGAGCUUCAUCAUGUGUUUGCAGCUGAGGACAUGGUAGCUGUGGUCACAGAGGUCCUUAAACUGGACAUGUCUAUCAACCUCUACAUGUUCCACGGAGGGACAAAUUUUGGCUUCAUGAAUGGGGCAGCUGCUGUUGGAGUCACACUACCUAAGCCGAUGGUGACAAGCUACGAUUACGAUGCUCCAUUAUCCGAGGCUGGGGAUUACACCACCAAGUACCAUCUUCUGAGGAAUUUAUUCAGCCUCUACCACACCCAGCCUCUCCCUGAGCCACCCUCUGUUCAGGAGAGGAAAGCGUACCAGCCUGUUUUCAUCCAGCAGCACCUGUCUCUGUGGGACAGUCUGCAUUUCGCUGACAAGCCUUUGAAGUCAGAGCGGCCGGUGAACAUGGAAAAUCUGCCUGUCAACAAUAACAACGGUCAGUCAUACGGCUACACGCUGUACGAGACCACCAUCACCAGUGGGGGGAACCUCAACUCGGAGAACAACGUCAGAGACAGAGCAGUGGUGUUUGUGGACAAACAUUUUAUUGGUGUUCUGGAUUACAAGACGCAAGAACUUUCUCUUCCUGAUGGGAAGGGAAAGAGAACUCUAAGUUUACUGGUGGAGAACUGUGGAAGAGUGAAUUAUGGGAAGACCCUGGACGAGCAGCGCAAAGGUCUUGUUGGAGAUAUCAAAUUGAACAAGCGCGUCCUCCGAGACUUCAUUAUUCAUAGUCUGAGUAUGAAGCCAGGCUUUGUAAACAGACUUGAGAGUUCACGCCACUGGACGUCUAUGCGUCAGCGGCCCUCCCCCCCAGGUUAUUUCCGGGCCAGUCUCUAUCUGAACAGUUUUCCUAAGGACACCUUCAUCAAACUCCCUGGCUGGAGCAAAGGUGUAGUGUUCAUCAAUGGCAAGAACCUGGGACGAUACUGGUCCAUCGGCCCUCAGCAAACUCUCUAUGUCCCUGGACCCUGGCUUCACCGGGGGGACAACCAGGUCAUAGUGUUUGAAGAGCAGGAAACAGAUGGCAAGAUUCAGUUCACCAGCAGCCCUGACUACGGCAUGUCUGUCGACGUCUAGUGAGGACAGGAGGUGAGAGGCGAGUGUGGAUGAGGACGGGAGGAUGAUGGGUAGAGUAGCUUGGGAGGAGACGACUGAGGCCGUGAGCUACCGGGGCACCGACGCCCUGCCGCGACCAGCAGCUCUACAGGAGUCACACACGUCAGUGAACGCGACAUUUUGUUUCGACACAACAGCAGUGAUCCUGAAGACCAGAUUUUUCAUUCAGUGACUGUAUUCAAGACAUUCUGUUCAACCUGUAAUUUGAUUAAGUAACAGUUUCAUUAACCUGCACUCGCAUACUGCUUAACUGGAGACCAAAGAACUGUGACAGAGGAUGGAUCGUGUUGAAGUGUUUUAAAAUCUCCUACAGGUUCUUUUGACAUAUAUACAGGUUGUGUAAAAAGAACAAUGAAUAAAGGCUGGUUUGACCUUUGUGUCAGUAGCUAAGGAUGCUUUUGAACUGCUUUAUUUAUCCUGCGCUCAGAGCCUGUUUGAUAUAACACUGGUUGCUUUUCCUGUAACUUCUUUAUGAUGGACUGUGAGCUUGUGCAGAGAACCUGUGAUCACACACUUUUUGGAGACAUGUUUCCAAAAAGUCGUCUUUUGUGUGGUAGCACAGCCUGGAGACCAUCACAGUUAAAGACUGAUGCCACGCUGACACUCUGCCAUCACACCUGAAAACCAAACGGCAUAUUUUGAUUCGCAGGAUUGUGUGGAGGUGCGGGCUUGUUAAAUUUUUCUUUUGAACAUAACCACCUUGAAAACAAUUCCUCUGAUUCUCUGUCUUGUUCUCUAAUGCACGCCCUGUCUUCAUUUGCGGAGGAGGAGGAGGCAACUGCGGAUGGUCCUGCAUAAUAUAGCUGUUUAAACUGCACACAUAUUCAACAACAACAACAACACAGUGAACAGACACGGUUGAGGUUCUUCUCAGUUAUUUAUUUCUCUUGAUUCAACUAACAUCUUUCUCUGAGACAGAACUGCUGUGGCAAAUAAACAACCUUAAGAGUCACAUGCAUAAAAUGUGAAUCACAUGAGGCUGGAAGAUGACGGUGGAGAUGAGGAAAAGGUAGGACUUAUGUGUAAAGUGUAUUGUGCCUUUCGAGAACCCCUCAGAGGGUAAUGCUCAUUGACUGACAUUGAAUACGGAAUAACCUGUACUGCUGUAGUUGAUGUAGGUUGGUGCUAGUAGGCUAAUUCUUUUGAGUGUUAGAUAUUGCUUAAUACGUCAUCCGCCGGACAGUUUCAAAUCAGAUGUCAGACAAAGUUGUAGCAACGUUUUUUUUUUCCGGGUGAAGCCCUUUGAAUUGUUCUGCUGCUUCAGGACACACCACAAGUCAUGUAAUCUUUUUCAGGAUAAAACGUGUCAGCACAAAAAUUAAAAAAAACAAGUUAAGAUGAUGCUCAAAUUUAAUCUUUGACACACUGGCAUUUUUCCAUUUGGGAUUACAACUCUUUCAAUUUCUUUCAGUGCUCAAAACAUUUCAGAUGGAUGCUUUCGUUUGGAUUAACAGCUGAUAACGACACACAGGUAGACUAAACAGCGAUGCUAUAAAGAGGAUGGCGUGUGUGUGCGUUUGUGUGUAUGUGUGUGUGUGUGUGUGUGUCUGUCUGUCUGUCUGCCUGUUGGUAGCACUAAAGUCUUACUGAUCUAUAUGACAAUCCAUGUGUACAUUAUACUGUAUGUGUGCAUGCUUAUUUUUUUUGACAGCAGUUGGAAAAUACAGAUUUUAGGGCAAAAUGUGACUCAAUCGCACAUCCACACUUGAAAUAAAUACAUAAAUAAAUAUAUUAAAUUUGAUUUUUUUUUUUAAAUAAAUAAUGGGAGGCAGGUUGAAGAAAUAGAACAAAUCCACAGAUCGUCUGUGAUCUCCAUGGCCGAUCCCUGUGCAGUGUAAUAUCAUGCAGUCGAUGAAAAAACAGCCGGCUUGAUGAGAGAUACAAUACAGCUAUUGUCUGAACGUGUAUCUUAUCUUAUUCCAAGUGAAAUAUGUAAUAACGAGUUUUCUUCAAACUGAUGAGCCCGAGAGGCUGUAACGUCUUUGUAAGUUUUCAUACUGCAGCAGUGUAUUUUGGACGUUGGGGGGGGUGCUUGGAGAUAAUCUGGCAACAGUACAGACAGAGGCUCAGUCGGAAUUAUCUCCAGCUACUUCUGCUGGGCAGCAUUAGAUAAGAACCGCCACUGUGUAUUGCACCAGACGGAUGAUUUAUCAAGUCGAGGAGAGAUUCUAUUAUGUGAGGUGUGGAAUAACUUUGUUACGGUGUUUAGCCAUACGACGUCAUAGCUAGCGAUGUCUAUCAUUAGAGGUGCUGCGACUGAUCCGGUUAAUGUACAACGGAUUGGACACUGAUACAAAAAAAAAAAAAAAGAAAUGGAACCCAACAUCAGUGGAAACGGCGUGUCGGCGUUGCCAUCCGGUCGUUAGCAAAAAUAGGUCUCACUUUUGUUGUGCUUUUCUUUGGCCUGCUGUCAGUUCAGAGUAGCAUCUCCUUUCUUAUGUGGAAGCCAAAGUUGUUUGUUAAAAAAUAAAAAAAAUAUUCAGGGCCUAUGCAUACAUUAUCUUUAAUUUAUUAUUCAUGACUUACAGGAGCUGUUUGAAGGUGAAUUUAUAGUCAGCAGAUGUAGCCUGAGCGUCUAAAUGUAUAUUUUGGGGGAAUUCUGUCUCUUUCAAAUCACUGUAAAGUGUUUUUUUUUUCCUCUUCUUUGUCAGACAAGCCCAGUGAAACAAAAUGCUGAGGCUUUGAUGCUGUUUGCUCCUCUUCCCUUUGUAUUUGCACUUGAGCUGACCUUUGAUAGCCGGCGGCUUGCGUACAUGAGAGCGCAUAGACGAAGGGGAAAUUCAUAAUAACUCACCAAAAAUGACGCGCUGUUUUUUUUUCCCCCGCGAUGCCAAAAAAAUGACACCUAUGCGAGAGCUCACGCGGCAAUUAGGUCAGCGCUCGCGAAGCUCCUGUCUGGUUGUGUCAUGAAAGUGUUACCAGAUGACGUCGGUGAUGUGCUAUUUACUCUUUCCGUGAACCGAACCUGUGCCUCACCUGAACGCGUGUCAUUGUGAGGACUUCACUGAGGGGGGCAAAGAGAAGAGGCUUGUUCUUUAACUUAGAAAUACAGUAAUUACAAUGCUUCUGUCAAAAUCUGUCACCUCUGAUUGUUCACAUGUUGAGUUACUAUUUACACAUGUUGCCACAAAGGAACACCAGUUGCGUGUGUCUGUGUGUGUGUUCUCAAGUGCUAAGAAGAGUGUUAGGAAUCCGAUGUUCCUCGAGCACGACACGUGGGGGUGUUUGUGUUGAACAGCAGCCUCUCCUUGAGUCUAAGGGGCGGGGCUUAAAAUGCAAUGAGUUGUAAUGACACUGUAAAAUGAACAACGGUAACCCAAGAGUAAAUGCAGGUAAGAGAGUCAGUAGAAUUGAACUAGCAAGUCAAGUGCAUGUAAAACACCCAAAACCAAUUAAAUUAAAUUAAAGCAAACGUUUCAUAGUUAUCAAAAAAGAACAUUCCUUCCCUUUUUCCCCGCGUUUGUGUUUGCUCAGAGGAAAAAAA
Messenger RNA from Acanthopagrus latus (yellowfin seabream), 5475 nucleotides. RefSeq names its product beta-galactosidase-1-like protein 2. The record is from RefSeq and is a predicted model, not a curated record. Gene Ontology annotation, molecular function: beta-galactosidase activity. The transcript is spliced from 19 exons. Gene Ontology annotation, cellular component: vacuole. Gene Ontology annotation, biological process: carbohydrate metabolic process. Bases 36 to 1952 code for a protein of 638 amino acids. Lineage: Eukaryota; Metazoa; Chordata; Actinopteri; Spariformes; Sparidae.